Molecule: messenger RNA, 2284 nt
Organism: Aspergillus novofumigatus IBT 16806
Lineage: Eukaryota; Fungi; Ascomycota; Eurotiomycetes; Eurotiales; Aspergillaceae
Product: MRS7 family protein
Exons: 3
Coding region: 148-1830 (560 amino acids)
Biological process (GO): intracellular monoatomic cation homeostasis
Cellular component (GO): mitochondrial inner membrane
Molecular function (GO): ribosome binding
Source: RefSeq, a predicted model, not a curated record
CUUCAAACUUUGAGUGUCAUACUUACUUUUCCUUCUGCACGGUUGAGUCCAUUACGAGAUUAGGAUUACACCUCUCUCCGAGAUUGCUGCGCCCGUCUGCUAUACUCGCUCGUCACUGCGAGCAUUUCAUGCCCCUAGACUUCCGCAAUGUCCGUAACAAUGAGAUCGGCCAGGCUUAUGCGCACCAAUUCUGUACGCCCCAGUCUGAUCGUCCGACCACGGUAUAACGGCGCCCUGGGCGCUGCAUCGGCCGCAAAUCUCCGGUUUAACGGACAAGGGUUCCCAACGCACCUACAGGCUAUUGCGAUCUUGGUCUCUCAUCAGCGCGGCUAUGUCACAGAAACUUCUACCUCGACAUCUUCUGCCUCCAACCCAUUGCCGCCUCCAGGCUUUAACGCCGAACAGGCCAAGAAGCCCAUUCGCAAGGAAGAUGCGUCGCGACUUGGGGCUGACAACGGGAGCACGCAGGUCGCUCCCAAGCCAGAGACGCCUCUUGCGUCGGAGAACAGCAUAGAUGCACAGAAACGCGCCGAGCUGGAAGCGGCGAAGAAGCCGCUGGCGGACGAUGAUAAGAAAGUGACUGAGGCGAAGAAGGAGCAGAAGAAAUUGACGAUUGGGCAGAAGAUCAAGAAGGAAGUUCAGCACUACUGGGAUGGUACGAAGCUUCUUGCUACGGAAGUCAGGAUCAGUUCACGACUGGCGUUGAAGAUGGCUGCUGGAUAUGAGCUCAGCCGGAGAGAGUACCGACAGCUUCAACGAACGGUGAAAGAUCUUGGCCGAUUGAUCCCAUUCUCGAUGUUCAUUAUUAUCCCCUUCGCCGAACUGCUACUCCCCGUCGCCUUGAAGCUGUUCCCCAACAUGCUGCCUAGCACCUACGAGGGCCAGAAAGCGCGCGAGAAAAAGGCUCUUAGCUUGAGUUCAACCCGGCAAGAGGUUUCGACCUUUUUGAAGAAUACUCUCAGAGAGAGUGGUCUUCCCGUGACUCCCGCCGCUGUGAGGAAUGAGGAAUUCGGAGAAUUCUUCAAGAAGAUUAGAACCACCGGGGAAACCCCCUCGACCGAGGACGUGAUCAAGGUUUGCAAGAUCUUUAAGGAUGACUUGACCCUGGACAAUCUGUCCCGCCCUCAGCUUGUCGCCAUUUGCAAAUACAUGAACCUGAAUUCGUUCGGUACAGACGCGAUGCUCCGGUACAACAUUCGACACCGUAUGCGUCAGAUUAAGCGUGAUGACCGCGCGAUUUUCUACGAAGGGGUGGCCUCGCUCUCUGUUCCGGAACUGCAGAUGGCUUGUGCCUCACGUGGCAUUCGUACGCAUGGUAUUUCUCCCGCUCGCCUGCGGGAAGACCUGGCGAUGUGGCUGGAUCUGCGCCUCAAGCAAGGCGUUCCGUCCACCCUUCUAGUGCUGAGCAACGCGUUCGCAUAUGCGCAGGGCGGCAAGGAGGCCGAGAUGGCGUCUCAGAUUGAAGCGCUCAAGUCUGUGCUGUCUAGCAUCCCUGAAGAGUUGUUCCACGAAAUUGAGCUCGAGGUCCAUAAUGCCGAGGGCGCUGCCACCAACAAGCAGCGUCUUGAGGUUAUCAAGGAGCAGCAAGAGCUCAUCGAGGAGGAAAACGAGCAGAACAGCCAGCACGAAGAGAAGGGCGUUACGACCCCCAAGGACAUUGAGGAUAUCGACGAAACAGAGGACGCGAAGUUUGAGGCGUCGAACAGCCAAGAAAAGCAAUCCAACGAGGCUGUGGAGGCUGAGAAAGAAGGCGACAAGGCCGAGCAGACACAGUCAGAAGACCUGGCGGCCAAGGAGAAGGAUGAGAAGAAGGGAGGUUCCUCGCAAUAGAGUGUCGCCGGCAGUUGAUUCUCCUUCUAUUUCCCCUCGCCUCGCCUUCUGCCUGAGAUGAUAAAUCUCCCAAACGAAUAGACUUGCAUUUUCGUCUGAUUUUCCACAGGCGCUCUCUACCACUUCCACCUUGUUUUACUUUCCACUCUUGAUAGACUUCUUCUUGUUCGGUGCGUCUGAUGUCCAUUCUCUUGGUCGGAACAGUCUCCUCCGCUUACCAUCUUUAUUCUAUUUAUGUGAUUUUGAUUAAUGGUGAUGUAUUGUCUCGAUAGAUAUCAGGAAGUUCGACGGAGGUUUGGCACCGGGAGAGGGUUUUCGCAUUGACCCACUGGGCUGUUCUACAUUAUGAUCAAUAUUAAUGGCCAACUCUCUACCUUUCUUCUUGUUCAUUAAAUUCGUUGACUUCUGGAAAAUGAUGUAAGAUUAGAUGGAUGCAUGCCAAAGUUGAGUCCAA